Molecule: messenger RNA, 2796 nt
Organism: Nezara viridula (southern green stink bug)
Lineage: Eukaryota; Metazoa; Arthropoda; Insecta; Hemiptera; Pentatomidae
Source: the annotation of a GenBank genome assembly
AUGCAAUCAAAACCAAGUCCACCUGUUUGUUUUAUUAAAAUGGGAAUUAAAAUAAAACAUCCAGGUAUCGUGAAUCGUGCUAGAUACAUGCCCCAAAACCCAGCAGUUUUAGCUACUAAGUCGUCAAAUGGUACUGUUUAUAUCUAUAACGUGAGGAAAAUGUUUUUAGCUGCUAAAAAUAAAGAAAAAUACAAUCCCGAACUGAAAUUAAAAGCGUUAACUGCUGGAGGUAGUGGUAUGUCCUGGAACCCAAACCGGAAAGGAUAUAUUGUAUCUUCUUCAACUAAUGAACGCACAAUUCGUCUUUGGGAUAUUAAUUCUAAACCCAUUAAAGAUGGCAGUAGUUUAAAUAAAUUUAUCAGAGGUCAUCCAUCAGGUGUCAAAGAUUGUGCUUGGCAUUGCCUUCAUUCUUCUCUGUUCGGUUCAACUGGGAAAGGCAAACAUAUUCAUAUUUGGGAUAUUAGAGCUGAUUUCACAAAGAUGCCAGCAAUAACUGGAAUAGGCCACACAUCAUCUGUUAAUUGCAUAUCUUUCAACUACUUUUCGGAUCAUUUGUUAGCAACUGGAAGCUCUGAUCAAACAAUAGCUAUUUGGGAUCUACGGAAAAUGAAAUCUCCAAGUCAUCAAAUCUAUUGGCAUAAAGCUGAAACAUGUCAGCUGCAUUGGUCUCCUAACAAUGAAAGUAUUCUAGCGUCGAGUGGGGUUGAUGCCAGACUUUUACUGUGGGAUAUUAGUUCAAUUGGAGCUCAUCAAACUCUUGAAGGUUCUAAGGAAGGUCCUCCUGAACUUCUAUUUAUUCACGGUGGUCAUUCAGACAGUAUAUUAGAUUUCUCAUGGAAUUUAACUGAGCCUUGGCUCUUAAGCUCAGUUUCCCAAGAUAAUGUUAUUCAGCUGUGGCAAAUGGAUAGCCACAUCUAUGACAAUAAUAGAGCUAAAAAAUUAUCAAGAAUGAAAUCAUCUAAACUUAAGGAGUCUUUAAAGGGUUUAGCUAUGCCAGGAUCCUCAAAAUCACUAUCAAAACCUGUAUCUCAAGCAUAUUUGGAGUCUCCAUCUUUUGAAUUUCCUGAAUCUUCAAGUAGAAUUGAACCACCAAAUAUAAUGGAAUCACCAGAUAUUCCUAUUUCCUCAAAAUCUGUCAGUUUACCAGUACGCACGUCACCAAAAUCUCAACAACCAAUACUGACAACAUGUAAAUCUGUGGAAGCUUUCGAUUACCUAGCUAUUCCAGGACCCUCAAAAGCACCAGAUCUAACAUCUGAAUUUCUGCUAUCUUCAGAAUCGCCAUUUUAUCCACCAUCUCCAUUACUUGAUGAGUUCCUAAAGCAUGAUGAUAUGUUACUAAAACCUUUACCAUGUUUAUCCCCGUUGUCUGAAUCAUUAUUUGAGGACUCUCCAAAAUUUGUUGCAUCCCCAGAAUUGCCUAUCCUCCCGGCUUCAAUAGGGUGGCCAAAGCCUUCUUCAUCACCGAUGUUCAUUGAAGAUUCACCAAAAACUGUAGCAUCCACAGAAUUACCUAAACUUCCUACUUCAAUGGAGUCUUCCAAAUCUGUAGAAAUGCCUCCUACACCAGAAUCCAUCAGAUUAUCAGAAUUAUCACCAUCAGGAUCCCCUAGUCCUCCCGAAUCUGCCAAAGCCAUAUUAUUUUCAUUUUCUAACAAAUCAAAGAAAUAUUCAGAAUCAACAAAAAACACAGAAAAUAUAAACAAUCAAGACAAACAAGAAGAAGAAGAAGCUUUAACCCAAUCUGAUUUUUCUAAAUUUUCAUCACUAGAUUGGCAGUCAUACAUACCAACACCUUAUGAAUUCUCAACAUUUUUUACAGAUACCACAACAGAACAAAUGCCUGUUACAUCUAGAUCAACCUGGUAUAAUUGUCAGGGUAAUGAUGACUCAGAAAAAUGUCGUAUUUGUUUUCAUUUAAAAACAUUAAACGAAGCUGAUCAAUCAUGGUCUAAAGAUUACCAAUCACCACCGAUGUGUUUUUCCCCUCUCAGUGAUUUUUCUCAAGAGGAUUCAUCUUCAGUAGACUGCCUAACAUUUUCGAAUACACCCAAUCCUUUAGAUAUCUCUCAGUCCCCUGAUAUGAAAAUUCAAUCAUCUACAAUGUAUUUUUCUUCUCCCCACAUGUUUUCUUCAGAGUCUCCAGCUAAUGAAGAAUACGCAACAUUUUCAGAGAUCCAGGAUCCAUCAGGUAGCUCACAAUCUGCUGAUGCGAAAAGUUCUGAUUCUUUAAUACAGUUGAUAGAAGAUUGUAUUGGAACUCCAUAUUUCCAGACCCCUGCCGAUGUUAUUCUGACUUCAGAUCACGAGGAACCUCCUAACAACCCUUUAAACCCAGAUGACACAGCAUAUCAGGAUUUUCAAAUGCUUCCAGAGAGCGAGGUACCUGUCAAUAUUCUGGAUCCUUCAGAUAGUCAUAUAACUUCAGAUAUGAUAACACCCAAAGAUAUCACUGAUUAUCUUGAGGAAACUAUAUUUUCAAAUUUCCAGACACCUGCAGUUAGUCCUCCAUUCCAAAAUAACAAUACAAUUCAAAAUGUUCCUGUUUACCCAGAAGGCACUCCAAAUAUUCAGAAAUCUCAGGAUGACCCUGUGUCAACAAUAACGAACAUCAGUAAUUCAAAUAUCCUUGUAUUUCCUGACUUUCAGGAUAUCAUUGAAAGUUCUCCAUGAGAAAAUAUUCUGUACUCUGUAGAUAGUCCGUAAAAUAUAUGUAUAUAAGAUAUGUAUAAGAUUGCAAUAACUAGAGAUGCCUCUGUCAUGUCAAAGGAUCCCGAUUCUCUAGACUUGGAAGAG